AUGGGAAGUAAAGGUCGAAUUCCGCCUCCUCAUUUAAGGCGUCCUCAUCCAGGACCUGGUAUAGUUCAUCCUGAUUCAUUUGGUCCUGGAGCGCGUCCGCCGCCUGGUUCCUUUCCUCCUUUUGAGAUGUUACCUCCCCCGGAAGUUAUGGAACAGAAGAUUGCUGCGCAACAUUUAGAGAUGCAAAGACUUGCAACAGAGAACCAGAGACUUGCAACUACACAUGGAACCUUGAGACAGGAACUUGCUGCUGCACAGCAUGAAUUGCAGAUAUUACAUACUCAGAUUGGAGCUGUCAAGGCUGAAAGAGAGCAACAAAUGAGGGGACUUAUGGAUAAGAUAGCCAAGAUGGAAACUGAAUUGAAAGAUGCAGAGCCUGUAAGGUUGGAGUUGCAGCAGGCUCGGGCGGAAGCUGAGAAUUUGGUUGUAACGCGGCAGGAACUGAUGUCUAAAAUUCAUCAGUUGAGUCAAGAACUUCACAGGGCCCACACAGAUGUGCAGCAAAUUCCUGCUUUGAUGUCAGAACUCGAGAGUCUCAGACAUGAAUAUCAGCGAUGCAGGGUUUCGUAUGACUAUGAGAAGAAAUUAUUUCAUGACCACCUUGAACAACUUCAGACAAUGGAGAAGAACUAUAUUACAAUGUCUAGGGAAUUGGAAAAGCUUAGAUCAGAAUUGACUAAAACAGCUAAUGUUGACAUAAGAAAUGGAGGGCCUUAUGGUGGUCCCACUGGGAACAAUGAGAGUGAGGCAUCGGGGCAUCCUGUUGGACAAAAUAUAUAUGAAGAUGGCUACGGCAUUCCACAAGGCCAGGGACAUUCUGCCCUUCCUUCCAACUCUGGUGCUGCAAUUACUGGUGCCGCUGGUAAUACAAGCACUGCGACUCCUUAUGCUGGGGCUCAAUCUGUUGCUGCACCCUCAAAACCUGGUUAUGAGGCACCAAGAGGACCUGGCUAUGAGCCACCAAAAGUACCUGGUUAUGAUGCAUCGAGAGUACCUGGCUACGACAUGCAAAGGGGACACUCAUAUGAUGCUCAGAGAGGGACUGGUUUCGAUAUGCAGAGAGGGACUGGUUUUGAUCCACAAAGAGUACCUGGUUAUGAUCCACAGAGACUUGCUGGUUAUGACAUUCAAAGAGGACCUACAUAUGAUGCACAAAGAGGACCAGGUUAUGAUGUUCAGCGACUACCUAAUUAUGAUGCAUCAAGGGGUGUUAGCUAUGAUGGGGUAUCUAGAGGUCCCAGUGGACCUCAAGGGCACGUUGCACCACCUGCAAACAAUAUGCUGUACAGGUCUGCAACACCACCGACUCAUUCUGGAAGUGGAUACGAAGCACAAGCUAGAGGUGCUGCUGGGCCACACGGGCAAGUGGCCCCUGGAAAAAACUUGCCUUACGGUUCUGCAACGCCGCCAACUCGUCCCGGAAGUGGGUAUGAGGCAUCAGGUAGAGCUGCAAACCCUGUUAGGAGAUGA
Messenger RNA from Dovyalis caffra, 1470 nucleotides. Lineage: Eukaryota; Viridiplantae; Streptophyta; Magnoliopsida; Malpighiales; Salicaceae. The record is from the annotation of a GenBank genome assembly.